AUGGAAAUAUCAGUGGACACACUUCUAGCAGCAGGAGUGCCUCCAGGCGUAAUUGCAAUGCGCACAGCUGAGCUGCAGCAGCAGCAGCAGCAGCAGCAGCAGCAGCAGCAGCAAGGGUUCUUCUCUUUGUGGGGCCGUAAGAAGAGCAGCAAAGUCAGCACGCUCACUAUUUCGGCAGACGACGAAUUCACAAAAGUCCUCCUCAGGACUUGUGGCGAUUCGGCGCUGAGGAAAGAAAUUCAUUUGUUGGCAGAAAACGACAGCACAGAGGUGAGUGUUAAAUAA
Eimeria tenella is the source of this 285-nucleotide messenger RNA. RefSeq lists its product as uncharacterized. The record is from RefSeq and is a predicted model, not a curated record. The coding region runs from base 1 to 285 and encodes 94 amino acids. NCBI's taxonomy places the organism in Eukaryota, Apicomplexa, Conoidasida, Eucoccidiorida, Eimeriidae. The transcript is spliced from 2 exons.